Messenger RNA from Paramecium octaurelia, 1195 nucleotides. NCBI's taxonomy places the organism in Eukaryota, Ciliophora, Oligohymenophorea, Peniculida, Parameciidae. The record is from the annotation of a GenBank genome assembly.
AUGGGUAAUUUGUGUCUUAGAAAGAAGGAGAAAUCCUAAUAGCCCUAAGUAUAUAAUUUUUUAACAAAAGUACAACAUUGCUGAUGAAAAUCACAUCACCUAUACUCCUGCCACUUUAGAUGAGUUGGAAAAAAAAAUUAAAAUUGAAUCAUAAGGUAUGUACAAUUACCAUAUUUUAGAUGACAAUAGCUCGGGUAUCUAUAUUAUGUAUUUCUAGAAGCUUUGAUUUUGAAUGUGGACAAUAAAUAAGACUAGUUUUAAUAAGGGAAUAACCAAGCAACAAUUCAAAUUCUUAAUGAUCUAGAUAAGGAUGCCCAAAAACUUAUUAAACAAGGAGAAAUAGCUAAAGCAGAAUUAUCAAAAAUUAAAUAAUAAGUAAUAAUUAUACUAGUUUUAGUAAAUUGAUGAUGCUGUUUUGAAUAUGGAACAACAAACAUUGUAGUAAAAUCUUCUAAACAAAGCUUAAGAAAGUGAUGUAUAAAGAGCAUAGUUUGAAGAAGAAAGAAAUAGAGAACAGUAGGAAGCUUAAAAAAAAAGAGAAAAGUAAUAAUAGGAGGAAAUUAAUAGAAGAGAAAAAGAGGCUGAACUAUUAAAGCAGUAAAAAGAGUAAGAAGCAAGAAUUGCAUAAGAAAAAGAAAAUGAAAAAAGAAGAUAACUUCAAUAAGAGUAGGAAAGAAUAAGAAUUGAGUAAGAGAAUGAAAGACAAAGAUAACUGUAAAUUGAAUAAGAGGCUCAAAAAUUAAGAUUAAAAUAAGAGGAGGAGGAAAGAAUUAGAUAAGAAUAAGAAGCUGAAAGAUUGAGAAUAAAAUAAAAAGAAGAAGAAGAAAGAAUAAGAUAACAGCAAGAGGCUGAAAAAUUAAGAUUAUAAUAAUUAGAGAAGGAGAAAAUUAAAUAAGAGUAAGAAGCUGAAAGACUAAGAUUAAAAUAAGAAGAGGAAGAAAGAAUCAGACAAGAAUAAGAAGCUGAAAGUUUGAGAUAAAAAUAAAAAGAAGAAGAAAGAAUUAAACAAGAAUAAGAAGCCGAAAAAUUGAGAUUAUAGUAAUUAGAAGAAGUUAAAAUUAGAUAAGAACAAGAAGCUGAAAAAUUGAGGCUUUAAAAAUUAGAAGAAGAAAAAAUUAAAUUAGAAUAGGAAGCUGAAAAAUAAAGGCUUUAAUAAUUAGAGGAAGAAAGAAUUANCUAUUUUGAGUUCAUUUGA